This is a messenger RNA of Chironomus riparius, 1643 nucleotides long. Lineage: Eukaryota; Metazoa; Arthropoda; Insecta; Diptera; Chironomidae. The record is from the annotation of a GenBank genome assembly.
AUUUUUUGUUGCUCAGGAUAGUAACAAGUUCAGUUUAGUUUUUUUUUGACAAUUAAAGGAUAUCAGUGAAUUUAUUGCAAGUUAAUAAAUAAACAAAUUAAAAAAGAUAAUAAGUUGCAAAUUGUGAUAAAAAGACUUUUGUGAACUUUUUAAAAGGAGUAAAAAAAAAUAAUAAAAUUUAUUAAAAUAAAUGAAAGAGAAGGAAAUGAGUUUACCGAAUAGUGUUGAUAUGACAAAUUUAAUGUCCCAGCAUCAGAAUCCUUUGCUAGGAAUACCGCCAGCUUUUUUCUUAAGGGCUGCAUCUGAAAGAUAUCAGCGAACGCCCAAGUGUGCGAGAUGUCGGAAUCAUGGAGUUGUUAGUGCAUUAAAAGGACACAAACGUUAUUGUCGAUGGAGGGACUGUCUUUGUGCAAAAUGCACACUAAUCGCAGAACGUCAAAGAGUCAUGGCUGCUCAAGUUGCAUUAAGAAGACAGCAAGCACAGGAAGAGAAUGAAGCUAGAGAAUUAGGAAUAUUAUAUCCAACGCCAAUGGGAAUAAUGAAUGGACAAUCGGAGUCUCAAAAUUCAAAUUUUCGAUCAACAAUCCCGUCGCCUCCAAACGAUUCUAUGGACCAUACUAGUAGCAAAAAUUAUACGGAGAGUGAGUCAGACGUAGAAAUUCAAAAGACUCGAAAAGCUGACAAAAUUACACCCGCAUACUCACCAGAUCAAAGUGAACCCGAGAGUCCUGUUGGAAGCAAGCGAGCACGUCUUUCGGCUGAAACAGACCAUGAUACAGGCUCCGAAUCACCGAGUAGUCCAAAAAAUAAAUCAUUUUCACUUCCAUUAUCAGUAUCGCCUCCACAUAAUCAUUCACCAAGCUCUCCAGAAAGUGAUUUAGAUGUUGAUUCAGCGCCCGAUGAAGUUGCACCUGAAAAUUUGAGUUUGAAAAAGAAAGAAAGAUCAAAAUCGCCAGUUACUAAUAAUAACUUACAUAACAAUCUUGGAUUUUUGCCAUAUCAACAGUCAUUCCAUCAGCCAAAUGUUUCAACAUCGCCAAAUCAGCGGUCACCAGUUGAUGUACUUUCAAGGGUAUUUCCAAAUAGAAGACGAAAUGAAAUCGAACAACUUCUAUCAAGAUACCGAGGUGAUGUUGUCCAAGCGAUGGAAGCAAUGCUAUGUGGUGAUGACACACUAUCUCAAUUAAGCUCUGCUACAUCUGCAUUUAAAUCAGCAUUUUCACCGUUAAUACCUCCAGCAUUUACUGCCAAUCGCUAUCCAUUCUUACAGCAUCAAGCAAAGAGAUUUCUAUCAGCACCAUACACGGGCACGGGUUAUUUGUCAUCUGUUCUUGAAGCAGAGCAAAAUGAUGUCAAUGGGAAUUCAAAUGCACCAGAUGCUCAAGAUUAAUAAACAGCAUUUGUGCAGAACAAAGAAUUGACGCUUAGUUAGGUCAAGGAGUGAAACUUUUUAUCGUCUAAGAUUUUUCUUCGUUUCCAUAAGUCUUUAAAAAAAAUGAUACAAAAGAUAUUUACGUUGUAUACGAUUAUUGUGGUCUUUAAAUAAAAUAAUUAAAAAAAAACCUUUAAACUGUAAAAAUGCUAUACGAGAAUAAGAUUGCAUAAGGAAAGAAUAUAGAGAUAAUAAAUAGUAAUAAAUAUGG